AUGGGGGCAGCCCCACUCCAACAGGCUGCCCGACUGGCCCUGUCCGUCCGUCUCCAGCACCACGCCAGCCUGGUCAUGAGCCAAGACCCCUACAAAGUGACCACGUUCGAGAAGCGUUACGCCGUGUCCAUGCAGUGGCUGUGGAGUGACGCCGGCGUCCGGGCCUGCUACGAGCGCCGGCGCGAGUUCCACCUGCUCGACUCGGCCGUGUAUUACCUGUCCCACCUGGAGCGCAUCACCGAGGACGGCUACGUCCCCACGGCCCAAGAUGUGCUCCGCAGCCGCAUGCCCACCACCGGCAUCAAUGAGUACUGCUUCUCCGUGCAGAAAACCAACCUGCGGAUCGUGGACGUCGGGGGCCAGAGGUCUGAGCGCAAGAAGUGGAUCCACUGCUUUGAGAACGUGAUCGCCCUCAUCUACCUGGCCUCCCUGAGCGAGUACGACCAGUGUCUGGAGGAAAACAACCAGGAGAACCGCAUGAAGGAGAGCCUGGCCUUGUUUGGCACCAUCCUGGAACUUCCCUGGUUCAAGAGUACAUCCGUCAUUCUGUUCCUCAACAAAACCGACAUUCUAGAAGAGAAAAUCCACACCUCCCACCUGGCUACCUACUUCCCCAGUUUCCAGGGCCCCAAGCAAGACGUGGAGGCAGCCAAGAGGUUUAUCCUGGGCAUGUACACCAGCAUGUACACAGGCUGCCUGGACGGCCCCGAGGGCAGCAAGAAGGGCCCUCGCUCCCGACGCCUCUUCAGCCACUACACGUGUGCCACAGACACGCAGAACAUCCGCAAGGUCUUCAAGGAUGUGCGGGACUCGGUGCUCGCCCGCUACCUGGAUGAGAUCAACCUGCUGUGACCCAGGCCCCGUAGGGGGCAGGUGGCACCUGUGGGCAGGUGGG
Messenger RNA from Galeopterus variegatus (Sunda flying lemur), 895 nucleotides. RefSeq names its product guanine nucleotide binding protein (G protein), alpha 15 (Gq class) (gene GNA15). The coding region runs from base 1 to 852 and encodes 283 amino acids. The record is from RefSeq and is a predicted model, not a curated record. Gene Ontology annotation, cellular component: heterotrimeric G-protein complex. Gene Ontology annotation, molecular function: G-protein beta/gamma-subunit complex binding; guanyl nucleotide binding; GTPase activity. Gene Ontology annotation, biological process: phospholipase C-activating dopamine receptor signaling pathway; adenylate cyclase-modulating G protein-coupled receptor signaling pathway; action potential. The transcript is spliced from 5 exons. Lineage: Eukaryota; Metazoa; Chordata; Mammalia; Dermoptera; Cynocephalidae.